UGAAUGACACUGGCAUCUAAAUUGACUGAGAUCUUAUUUUUUUGUAUGUUUUACUGCAGAUACUAAUGUAUUUUCUCCAGUGCUAGGGGCAAAGUUGGCUUUGAUAAAUUUGUGUUUAAGGGCACAAGUUAAGACAUUUUAGGCUCUUAAAAGCCAUGUCGCCCGCUCCUGACCUAGCCAGCCACAUCAGAGAACAACGCCGUCGCCGCCAAAUUGAAGAAGCGAGCGAUGAUGAGACGGAGUUCGUCCCGCCGGCUGCCGGUGAGGCAGAUUCCAUACCGCCCCUGCCUGCACCACCCCUUAAUAUUGAGGGGGCUUGGGCUGCCGUGGGCUUUGCAGUCGUGCUGAUUGUAGUCGGGUUGCCAGUGUGGUGGCGGACUACCACCGUGUACCGUGCACCGCUGCCUUACAGCGCCGUGGAGGAACUGUCAGGACUUAGGCGGUUACACUUCGUACCCAUAACCGUGAUGGCUGAGCGGCCUGCCGACGGGAAGGUUUUUGCUGCCGCGCUGCAGAAGGAACUCAAGAAGCCUAGCCAGGCGCAAUACCGGGUGCGUUCGCGAGGGCUUCAGAAGCCACAGGGAGACGCUGUGCGCCAGGCGUCCACACUGCAGGGUUUGGUGGCGGCGGUGCAGCAGAACACCGUAAUGCACAGUGGGACGCUCACUCUUCUCCUGCUCAGCAGCGACGCUCUGCUGCAGCACAAGCAGCUUCACGUCACCACCAAAAACAUGCUCGUCGUUGCGCCGAAUGCUGACGUGUCACUCGUGGCUUCGGUGGUGCGUGCGAUGUCAUUGGAGGCAAACAGCGAGCACCAGCAGUCCUUGGCUGUUGAAGACUCCGCUCAGCGCUUCCCUGGUCCUCCUCCUCACAAGGUAGUAAGCGAGCCUCGCUACAGCCUCACCCUGACACUCAUGCUGCCCGAGCCCCACGCCUAUCGCGCCCAGUGGCAGCCCUCGGCUGCAAUCCAAGCAUACCUGACGCCGCUGUUGGAGCAGCUGAAGAAAAUUCAGCUGGAUGUGAGUGUGCGCAGCCAGCAGCUGUACAUGACGCCGCUGUCAGGCAUCAAGCCACAGUGGCAGCAGCAGCUUCAGGUUCACGCUCUCCCUCACCACCAGCUGCCUUUGUCCAUCAACGGGAUCGAAGCUAAGCUCGGUUCAUACGUUUCAACAGACCCCGCUCUUCACUUCAUCAUUUACGUCCCACCACGUGAGCACAGCCCACUGCAAAUCCUCACUCCUGAAGGCUCCCCUCUAGAAUCAAACAGUUUUGUGGUGCCACGGUGGGGUGGUGUAAUCAUCCACAACGCGCCUGCUCAUAACGUCUCAACGCAGCCCGGACCGCCCAUCAGCUUUCCUCUCGACACGCACUUCGUCAUGACCACAGUAUUAUCCCAGCUACAUGAGCUCCUGCCGCUGCCCCAACUCAAAAGCAGUGCUGAAGUGAGCGUGGAGACGAUGCAGACACCAGAGCUGACGCAGUGGCAGCUAGACGCCCUUGCACGUGCCAGAGUAACGCAAUACUACCAGACCACGGGCACCACCCUCAAGUAUGAUCGAAUAAUGUUGGUGAGAUAUUGUAGAUAUUUCCUUAGCAAUAAAGAAUUGACUUUGUUACAAUUUUACAGAUACGCCAUCUACGUACCUCUGUUCUUGCCUGUAAGCAUCCCAGUGCUACUCUCCUUCAAGAUGCUCAUCUCGCUAGCCAAGUUUUACCUCUGGCCUAGAAAAUCAGACUUGAAGCAGGACUGAAAGUUCAUUUUUAACCCCAUUGGCAUUGCAGAAAUAUUCUCAUUAAUUUGGCAUAUUCGCACACAGUUAUCUACCGUGGAACAGGUUUUAGUAAAAUCUGUGCAUCUGGUAAUUUAGGACUUUUUCUGGUAAGUAUACAAUUUUUAUGAAUGAGGCGUUCCUCCCUACGAAUAAUCUAGUCUUUUCAGCUGUCUGUAUGGUAUAGGUAUGUCAAGCGCAUACUUAGCAAUGUGAUUCUGGAAUAAUAUAAGAACCUUUCAAGCAAAUUAUUACAAUUUCAAACUUCAGGCUUCAACUGGGGGAAUUGGUAAUGGACACAUUGGGGAAUUACUAGUAGCUAAUGAUACAAUAAAUUAUCGUCUAAAUUACGUAGUUCACUAUGCAAUUGCCACCUGGCUUGUGAGAAGUUCGAGAAGCAUCGAACUAUUGAAAUUGAACUAUCCUCCUGGAACAGUGGUUCUAAAAAAUCAAUUGUUUGGAAACAAUUUCUUUUCGAGAUGAGAAUAAACGCCAAAAAAUAAAGACUUGCGCACCAUUUAGAAUGUCCUAGCGCACCAAAAAUUGAAAACCACUGUUUCAGAAGCAUAUUCAAUUGAGUGCUGUCACUGAUCUCAAUUUAGCUUCACAAGCACCAUGUGCACGUGAAAGUCGCAAUCAUUAUUAUUCUUAGCUGCAAGUUCGUCGUUUGAACUAGAAAUAGAGCUUGCUCAACUCGUGAAGCAUCUAAUGUGAAAAACUUGUUUGUCAGUUGUGUAAUUAUGUAGAUCAUUUGAUUGGGUACCAUACAUUAAAAGUCUUUUAUAAUGAAACUUUAAUAAAGUGGAAUGACAA
Messenger RNA from Hyalella azteca, 2582 nucleotides. RefSeq names its product GPI transamidase component PIG-S (gene PIG-S). NCBI's taxonomy places the organism in Eukaryota, Metazoa, Arthropoda, Malacostraca, Amphipoda, Hyalellidae. The record is from RefSeq and is a predicted model, not a curated record. The coding region runs from base 156 to 1751 and encodes 531 amino acids. Gene Ontology annotation, biological process: attachment of GPI anchor to protein. Gene Ontology annotation, cellular component: GPI-anchor transamidase complex. The transcript is spliced from 9 exons.